Messenger RNA from Zea mays, 666 nucleotides. Its product is annotated as globulin-1-like. Bases 1 to 666 code for a protein of 221 amino acids. The record is from RefSeq and is a predicted model, not a curated record. The transcript has 2 exons. Lineage: Eukaryota; Viridiplantae; Streptophyta; Magnoliopsida; Poales; Poaceae.
AUGUCUCCUCUCGCUCACAAAGCUGUCCGCUCAAAGCUCUACGGACGGAACUGGCCUCCGCGACGCUUCCAGAACCUGCGCCUCAUCCCCUUUCCCCCUGAUACGACGCCUCCUCUCCCCCUUCUGGGCAGCGACGCCGUGGGGAGCCGCCGCCGCGCGCUCCGCUCCUCCCUGCACCUCAUCCCCUUCCCCUGCUCCCCCUCACACGACGUGCGGCGGUGCGAGGGCCGGCCCUGGCACCAGCGCCCCCGGUGCUUGGAGCAGUGCAGGGAGGAGGAGCGGGAGAAGCGGCAAGAGCGGAGCAGGCACGAGGCCGACGACCGCAGCGGCGAGGGCUCGUCGGAGGAUGAGCGCGAGCGCGAGCAGGAGAAGGAGGAGAAGCAGAAGGACCGGCAGUCGUACGUGUUCGACCGGUGCAGCUUCCGUCGCGUGGUCCGGAGCGAGCAGGGGUCCCUGAGGGUGCUCCAGCCGUUCGACGAGGUGUCCAGGCUCCUCCGCGGCAUCCAGGACUAUCGCGUGGUGGUCCUGGAGGCGAACCCGCGCUCGUUCGUGGUGCCCAGCCACACCGACGCGCACUGCAUCUGCUACAUGGCGGAAGGUCUACAUGCUGCUAAGUUUUUUUUUUUGUUUUUCAACCAGGCUUACUUCAACCGCUUAUUUCUUUAA